Messenger RNA from Fusarium coffeatum, 3585 nucleotides. RefSeq lists its product as uncharacterized. The record is from RefSeq and is a predicted model, not a curated record. Gene Ontology annotation, biological process: carbohydrate metabolic process. The transcript has 4 exons. Gene Ontology annotation, molecular function: beta-N-acetylhexosaminidase activity. Bases 1 to 3585 code for a protein of 1194 amino acids. Lineage: Eukaryota; Fungi; Ascomycota; Sordariomycetes; Hypocreales; Nectriaceae.
AUGUUACGACGGUGGCUCCCGACUCCAAUGUCGCGCUGCACAGGCCGGACUAAGGAUUUACUGCCUGAGCAAACAUCUCCAUUUCUGCCAAGCACCCUUGCGCCGAGGCGACACCGAUGGACGAUAGCCCUGGCAUCUACCAUUAUUGUCUUUUACCUCCUCCUCAGCCAUGACUACAUUCCUACCGAGUCAUUUAGGUCGAUGGAUUCUCACAGCUCAACCGAAGUUGACUGGUCGCAGUUUGCAUACACUCACCGGGCCGAUCGGGUGAUGCUGUAUCCGUCCAAGAUGUUCAAGUCGGACAACGAUACAUCCCUUGACGCUGGAUUAAUUAUCAAAGCGCGGGAUGAAUACAACGUCAAGCUUGUUCCCAUCACUGUUCAACACAAGGAUAAUGCUGAUGCUACUUGGGCUGACUCGUUCACCAAGCUUCUAGCUUUCAACCAGACUCAAUACAGGCGCGUCUUGUCCAUCGAUUCUGACUCGAUGAUCCUUCAGAACAUGGAUGAACUAUUCCUUCUACCUCCAGCGCCAGUAGCAAUGCCCAGAGCCUAUUGGCUACCGCCCGGCUCCCAUACUCUCUCAUCUCAAGUCAUGCUCAUCCAACCUUCCAAAGCCGAGUUCUCUCGCAUCAUGGCCAAGGUAGAAUCUGCAUCUAGCAACGACUACGAUAUGGAAAUUGUCAACCAUCUUUAUGGCGGCAGCGCACUCGUCCUUCCGCACCGUCCAUACGAUAUGAUCAGUGGUGAAUACAGAGAAGAGAAUCAUAUCAAGUAUCUCGGCUCUGAGGCUGAGACUUGGGACCCUGUGGCUGCUUACAAUGAAGCUAAACUGAUUCACUUCUCGGACUGGCCACUUCCUAAGCCAUGGCGACCACAACCGGAGGAUAUUCUUCUCAAGAUACAACCUCCAUGCACAUCGAUAAACGACACCGAAGACUGCACGACGAGAACUAUAUGGAAGUCUUUCUAUACAGAUUUUAAAGUCAAGCGCAAGGAUUAUCAGGUUAUUUCGCCUCUUAUGCUUUCGGCGGCCAACUCUUCUGACAACCUGACGAUACUGCCAGAAAAUUAUCCCUACCCGUCGAAUUUUGGCCCUAAAUUCUCCUGCAAGCCCCUCCCAGCUGGAGGUCAUUGUUACAUCCGCUCACGUUACAAUAGCAACAUCCCCCGCACUUCCAGCCGAGUUCACCUUCUAUUCUCGCCCAAGAUCGACAAAAAAGAUAACCGAAAAUACGAUGUGAACCACCAUUAUAAUGACAGUCAAAAGCCGCCAGUUCAAUUGAAUCUUUCUCCUCUCCAUCCACAGCGUGUCGUCAUGGUGAUCAAAAGCUAUCUGGCGACAGCUGCUCUGCUGGCAUCACCCUUUCUGGCGCGCGCACAAGAUCUUAUUCCUCCCAUCCUCGAAACAGCAGAUGUCCUCAUACAAGUUAUUUGGUCCGUCGAAGAAAGUCAGAAGAUAAUAUACAUCGACGAUGAUUUCGCGUCUGUGUCCGAUUAUGAUGGGUUGACACUCAUUCCGCCUACCGCACUUGACUUUGCGACUACGUUUCGCGAUGACAUUAAUGAGAUCACGGGCCUGAACUGGACGCUGAAACAAACGGGGAGAGUUCCAGCUGAUGCCACUGGUAUUUCACUGGGUGCCUACACAGGCGAAUCAUCCGACUUCAUCUACGCCGACGGAAAGUCUACUUCUGAGGGCUAUGAGAUAUUCGUCAACUCCUCUCGCAUCACCAUCGGCGGAAACGGUGCUCGCGGCAUGUGGUGGGGUACCAGAACUCUUCUCCAACUUCUUCUCGCCGGCAAUGGAACUAUCACGGCGGCUGAAGGGAGGGAUGCGCCAGCUUACGCCACAAGAGGAUAUAUGCUCGACGCAGGACGCAAAUGGUAUUCCAAAGACUUUCUCAAGGAGCUGUGCAGCUACGCGUCUUUCUUCAAGAUGAACGAGUUUCAUUACCACCUGAGCGACAACUACCCGCUAAACCGUGGGAAGAAUGAGACUUGGCAGGAUGUUUAUUCGCAUUUCUCGUUGCUACCAGAGGAUAAAGAGUUGCGGGGUAUCCUUCAUGGUCGAGAGAACGAGACUUUGUCUAGGGAGGAUUUUGAAGAUCUACAGCAGCACUGCGCUUCAAGAGGUGUCACUGUUAUUCCGGAGAUCGAAGCACCAGGACAUUCGUUGUACCUCACCAAAUGGAAGCCCGAACUCGCCCUACCCAAGAAAGACCUGUUGAACCUUACUCAUCCUGAUACCCUUCCGACGGUACAGAGCAUCUGGGAAGAGUUCCUCCCGUGGUUCAAAACUAAGGAAGUCCAUAUCGGCGCAGAUGAGUACGAUGCCGAACUAGCGGAUGACUACAUCACAUUCGUCAACAAGAUGAGUCGCUUCAUCAACUCCACAUCCGACAAGCGAAGUCGAAUCUGGGGUACACAUGAGCCGUCCAAGAGAAAUCAGACUAUCGACAAAGACGUGAUCAUCCAGCACUGGCAGUAUGGUCAGUCAGAUCCUGUACAGCUCGUCAAGGAUGGCUACGAUGUGAUCAACUCAGAGGACUGGUGGGCCUAUACAAGCUUGAAGAACGACCACAUGCCGAUUCUACCUGCCAGAUAUCCUCAGUUCUUCAAUGAAAGCCGCAUCUUCAACUUUGCAGAUGAGGAUGACUGGCAGUGGACGCCUGCUGACUUUAAUCCUUUCAACACCAGCAUGCAAGUCGAGGAUGACGAGUCGCGGUUAAAGGGUGCUACAAUGGCAGCAUGGAAUGACAACGGUCCUGAUGCCUCGACUCAGUUGGAAGCUUACUACUCUAUGCGCCGUGGUAUCGCCUUAGUUGGAGCUCGUGCGUGGAGCGGAGGACGUGGGCCCCAGCUGCUCAACGAGACAACCGACACAAGCAUUGGCUUCUACUCCCCUCGGGCGCCAGCUCAGAAUCUUGAUCGCUCUUUGUCAUCAUCCGAUAACAAUGGAACUUUGCUGUCAUGGUCUCGCUCAAGCAGUGAUGGCGAGAAGGUAGAACUCGGCCAUGGAAGCAAAGGCAUGAAUUACACCCUUACCCUUUCAAUCAAUGGGCCCUUCACCUUGUCAGGUCCGGACAACUCUUUGUCGCUAAGCAGGAACGGGAAUCUUGUUUUUGAGGCCGAUGGGUGGGAGUACCCUCUCCGUCAAGUCAGUGAGGAACACGCUUUAGAACUUGACUCCGGCCAUCCUGGUCGCAUUUGGGUCAACGCCUCAUCAUCCACACAUAAGCCUGUGAAUCUGUCAGUUCCAGCUGAGAUUACUUUGGUGACAGAUGUUCUUCAUGGUACGGUCGUGUUCGUUGAUUCCGAACUGAGAGGAAGAUUCGAGGUAUUUGUUUAUGGUGGUCGGAACACACAGUUCAGCUGGAGUCAAAUGGCAUUUGUUGCGCCGUUGAAUGAUGUCAAAGGUGGAAUUACCCACUUGAAUUUGAAUGGAACUGCUACUUUCUCUGGGAGUAGCACAGGUGGAAGACCUUCCGGUCUUCCAGGUGGAAAUGCCGCGACUCCCACUAUACCUUUACCUGGCUUGACCACCAUGGUCCUGAUCACAGCCGUCGUACUUAUAUUUCAAUGA